GAGAAUUCGCACAGUUUAACUGGCGGGCAACGAUGUCUGAGUGCCGUGAAGCUAUGGACAUAGCCAGUAACUUCAUGGCCUCCGGUUUGGAAAAUUUUGAUGGUACUUAUAGGCCCCCCUUUGAUUUCUGCGUAAAGCUGGCAGAGUUUGCCCUCGCUCGCUCGGACCAUUUUGUGUCGAGAACAAUGGAGCGUUCAGGAACCGAUGUUAAGCAUGAGAGCGAUAAGGCUCUAGUCCAGGAAAUACUUGAGUUUUGGAGAAGCGGCCACAUGACCGGCUUGAGAAAUGAGGAUCAUCGCUUUUGGAUCCUUAAAAUGUUGCCUCAUGUUAUCGACUUCGAUUUGGCAGGAGCCGACAACCGGCACGUCCCAUUGCGAAUGCUUAUAUGUUCUCCAUGUCCUUGUCGUCAUUCAUCCUUGGGCUGGUUUGCGAAGGUCCUAGAUCGUGAGACAGACGUCCUGAUUGCAACAGCCGAUGGAUCGAGUGGGGACAUAGUGACAAGACUACAGCUACUGGCACUGAGCACAGUAAGCAACCGCUACAGGCCAUAUGGGGAUGUGCCUAUAGUCCAGAGAACAUCGGGGUGUUUCGCUAGCAAUGUCGUCGACCAGGAAUAUGACUUGGUCUUAUCUCGAGAGGAACUCUUGGACCACGACCAUAGUCUGGGGAGCACCACGAUGUCCUCAACGCCGUCAACAGUUAAAUUUGACAAUAUAAAGAACGUGCACCGUCUCCGUCGAGCUUCCUUUGUAGGACAGCACGGUCACUCGAUUUCUUAUUCUAGUGGAUCGGAGUUUGAGCGCCUUAUUCCCAUUGUUGCUUCACUGUCUUAUCUCCAUUCUUAUUACCUCAACAAGCAACGAUAUCCAGACUUUGACUGUUUGGUAAUGGAGUUUGGGAUUCGCACAUCAUCACUAGAAAAUUUGCAGCGAAGGGAUUCUGAGCAGCGUCAAAACAAUUGCCAGCGCUUUCAUCGCAUCUUCAGAGAUACUUGCUGGGAGACAUUGCCUGAUGACUUGGUCAUGAAGAUAUUGGGGUUUCUUUUGCAGCGCCCCCCUCUACACAUCCUAAGACCUCUUCAACCUCCCCGUCAAAUGACCUCCAUUACACAUAUCUAGGCCUUUUGAACGCAUUCAUGGUCCGGUAAACAUUCCAUACAACUGACAUGUAGGCUGACCCAUAGGACAUCACACAGAACUGACACGUUAACUGGUUGAUGGCAUGUUCCCUACUACCUAAAAUGAAAUGCCCCCCAUUAC
Messenger RNA from Chara braunii, 1259 nucleotides. The record is from the annotation of a GenBank genome assembly. NCBI's taxonomy places the organism in Eukaryota, Viridiplantae, Streptophyta, Charophyceae, Charales, Characeae.